Messenger RNA from Malassezia globosa CBS 7966, 426 nucleotides. RefSeq lists its product as uncharacterized. The transcript has a single exon. The record is from RefSeq and is a predicted model, not a curated record. The coding region runs from base 1 to 426 and encodes 141 amino acids. Gene Ontology annotation, cellular component: nucleosome. Lineage: Eukaryota; Fungi; Basidiomycota; Malasseziomycetes; Malasseziales; Malasseziaceae. Gene Ontology annotation, molecular function: protein heterodimerization activity; structural constituent of chromatin; DNA binding.
AUGCCACCUAAGCCUGCUGAGAAGAAGCCACCAUCAACGGCCGGCAAGGCACCUGCCUCAGCUGGUAAGGCACCGACGGAAGGAGCUAAGAAGACGUCAAAGGCCCCUACAAAGUCGUCCGAGAAGAAGAAAUCUAGCAGCAAGGUUCGAAAGGAGACUUACUCGACCUACAUCUACCGUGUGUUGAAGCAGGUCCACCCUGACACGGGUAUCUCAAACAAGGCCAUGGCCAUUCUUAACUCGUUUGUGCAAGAUAUCUUUGAGCGUAUUGCCUCAGAGGCGUCGAAGCUCGCUAGUUACAACAAGAAGAGCACAAUUUCUUCGCGUGAGAUCCAGACAGCUGUGCGCCUGAUUCUUCCCGGCGAACUAUCGAAACACGCCAUUGCUGAGGCCACGCGCUCUGUCACCAAGUUCUCGUCGACAUAA